This is a messenger RNA of Solanum lycopersicum (tomato), 1738 nucleotides long. Its product is annotated as metalloendoproteinase 3-MMP. Gene Ontology annotation, molecular function: zinc ion binding; metalloendopeptidase activity. NCBI's taxonomy places the organism in Eukaryota, Viridiplantae, Streptophyta, Magnoliopsida, Solanales, Solanaceae. Gene Ontology annotation, cellular component: extracellular matrix. Gene Ontology annotation, biological process: proteolysis; extracellular matrix organization; collagen catabolic process. The record is from RefSeq and is a predicted model, not a curated record.
GAGGGAGUAUUGUUGAUGGAUUUUAAAUAUGCCGUAUACAACUUUGUAAGUUUUUUGUAAAAUUUUCGUAUAUUUUAGCUAUGCUUUUCUUUAUUGUUCCACCAAUUUCGAUCACAAUCAAUUUAUAAUUUUUAGGAAAAAAAAAAAAGAACCAUUCAAACUAAUUUUACAAAAUGUCAAAAAAAAAAAAAACAAAACAAUAUCUUCUCAUUGUCUCGUUUCCAUGCCGGCAUUUCUUGUUUUCUACAACAACAAACAAAAAGAUGAAAAAUUCAUAAAUUAUAUGUAAAGUAAAAAAUUAAUUGAAUCAGCAAUUCAACAAAAUUAGUUCCUACUCAUUUCGCAAACUUGAAAUGAGAAUUUUUCUAUUCUCCCUCGUUAUAAUUGUUGCUUUAAUAAUCGUCGAUUCAUCUUCCCCUGUUUCAGCUCAUGUUUCCCCUGUUUCUGCUCAUUUUUACGAUAACGUUCGUAAUUCUACCUGGAACUAUUUCAACAACUACUUGGGUUGCCGCGUUGGGCAAAAGAUUAAAGGAUUAGCGAAAAUCAAACAGUAUUUUCAACGUUUUGGGUAUAUUGAUGAUUCUUUGAGCAAUGAUUUUACAGAUGAAUUUGAUCAACUUCUUUUAUCAGCUCUGAAGAGUUAUCAAUUAAACUUUAAUCUUAACGUAACCGGAGAAUUCGACUUCUCCACUCUUCAAAAUAUGGUAAAACCAAGAUGCGGUAAUCCAGAUAUAGCAAAAAAGGGCUACGGGGGCAAAACUCCAAUGGAUCAUACAGUGGCACAUUUCUCGUUUUUCGAAGGCCAGCGACGUUGGCCUUCGAGUAAGAGUAAAUUAAAGUAUGCAUUUCUACCGGAGAAUCAGUUGACGGAUUCUGUUAAGUUAGCUUUUAGGAGGGCGUUUGAUAAAUGGUCAAAAGUAACACCGUUAACUUUUAAAGAGAUGGGUUCUUAUAGAUCCGCGGAUAUUCGGAUAGGGUUUUUUGUCCGAGACCAUGGAGAUGGUAACCCGUUCGAUGGACCCAUGAAGGUUUUGGCACACGCGUUUGCACCUCCAAUAGGGUUUUUCCACUUAGAUGGCGAGGAAAAUUGGAUGGUUGACGGCGAGUAUUUGAAAGAAGGGAUGGUGGAUCUUGAAUCAGUUGCGGUUCAUGAAAUCGGGCAUUUAUUGGGUUUGGAUCAUUCGUUCGAAAAAGACGCGGUUAUGUUUCCGACACUUGAAGAUGGAACGAGGAAAGUGGAGUUGUCAAGAGAUGAUAUUGAAGGGGUACAAAUGUUAUAUGGGUCAAACCCGGAUUAUAAUGGGUCAAGUACGGUUUACACACACCAUCAAGAGAAUGAUAUUAGUGGAUACUCCACUUUUCGUUCAUUGUGCCCACAUUGGCUUGUUGGAUUUUUCUUAGCAUUGGUGCUUUCGAUUUCUCUAUAGUUAGUGUGUAUUAUUAUUAUCUUAAUUGUAUGAUUUGAUUAUAAUUAGGCAAUAUUUAUGAUGUCCACAUGGACACAUAUAUACUUUUAAAGUAUAAUAUUAAAUAGUGCAGAGGGGUAAAAGGUUUUAUGUUUUAUUAGUUUAAACCGGUAACAAACCAAUAAGAUAUUCUUUAUCGGUUUAUCGAUUUUUGAUAGUUGUCGAUUUGAUUUUCGAUUUACCCAAUAAGAAAGUGUCCAUAAAAUAUUAUAUGACUUCUCACUUCUCUAAAUAUAAUACAAAGACUAUAAUUACAUGUCACCGCCAAUAUA